AAACACCGGUCGUGCUGGUUGAUAACGAACGAAACGAAGCGUUACCAAAGCGUUGUGCGUUGCCAAGUCAUUGUAUCGAAUGGUGUUUUUUUUUUUCAAUUUGGCUUGUUAUUAUCACUGCUCCGCAGUUAACGAAAUUCAGUGAAUAAGAAACAUAUAAAAAAAUAAUAAUAACGUGCGCGUGAUAUAGCGACAGCAACAAAUGGAGUAGUGCAUUUUGUUAGUAUUGCCUGCUACCUACUGCCAUCAUUUAAACUGCAGCAGCAAACGGCAGACCGUGGAUAUUCGUGAAUAAAUUACUUACCGUUGUUGCCGUAGUGCUACGACGACAGUGGUACACACCUACGAGCGUACGAACAUACCACGCUUGUAUGUUACUACACACAGAUGUAAAUAUAACACACAUGUUGUUAUGGUGUUGUGGUUUGAAUUAAAAAUCAGCAACUGAAGCGGCAUUUACUGUCUGAGUGCUCCAAAAAAAAUCGAAAAAAAAAAGAAACGAAACGAAUUGAAUCAAAACAAAAAAGAAGAAAGAAAAAAAAAUAAUAAAAUAAAAAUACAAAGAAAUUAAGUAUUGAAAAAAGUUGUUGAGUUCCAACAAAGAAGAAAUACAAAGUGAAAUAAAUACAUCAUCCUCGACUUAAGUAUUCAAUUUCAAAAAGAAGUUCUUUUUUCGAAAAAGCGAAAUAUUUUGAGUGAAACAGCGAAUAAAGAAUAGAGAGAAAAAAAACGCAAGCAGAGCACAUAAAAUACAGAUGAAUUAAAUUGAGUGGAUAAAUUUUAAUUGUGAUUUUUAAAAAGGUGGGCACACAGACACACAAAAAUCUGUAUUUCAAUUAUUGAUUUCAACAAUUUGAACAAAUAAACAACUACAUUACACAUAUAUAUACAGAGAGAUAUUUUGAUAACUUGCAGAUGUCACCACAUUGGUUUUUAUUACAUUGAGAAUAUUUUACAUUUAUUACAGACAUUUCCAGGCAUUUUAACAACAAGUCGAUGUAACGUUACGGGAUUUGAACAAUUACUCCCGCAGCAGUGUUCCAGACAAGUUCUUCAUAUCGGUUUGGUGUUUUUUUCUCUCCCUCUUCUUGGCGAAAAUAAUGUGUUUAAUUGAAUGCCAGAAGAACAGUGUUAAUGUAUUUGUUGCCGAACGUGUUAAAUACAAUGAUAUUAUGCUAAUUACCAGCUGUAAAUCUACAGGCAAAUGCUGACAUUUAAAGGAGUGUCAACAACAACGCCAUCAACUCCCACCACACUGCACAGCAACAACAAGAACACAAUCUCGCACCACAAUUCGCAACAUAAAAAAAGGAAAACAGCUUCAACAACAACAGCAACGACGAGGACAUUAAUUAAUAAGAAAUAAAGGACACACGCAGUCCAAAAACCACCCAACAACGGCACUAAAGACUACAUCAACAUUAUCAUCAUCUACGUCCUCAUCAUCAUUGUCGUCGUUGUCGUCGUCAUCAUCAACGUCAGCAACAUCAUAACGGGCUCGGUGGACUGCUAGUCAUUGUCCUAGCGGCUGACGGCGACAUUGGCUUGUCGUCCUUAAUAGAUGGUUGGUUGGUUGUGCUUUACAAGCAUUAAACAUUCCACAGGAAUUAACAAGUUGGGCGGCAGCACCACGAAGGUAUACCCAAUAUUUGAACUUGGGUUCUGCUGCCACCCAUUAAAUUGGCUUAAAUAAAAGCUACUUUGCUGCCACGAGGGACCACCGAGUCGAAUAAGCAGAGGAAAGUUGGGCGAGAACUAAUAAAAAAUUGAAGAUAUUUAAUGAGACUCUCAGUGCGUUUCAAUUAAACAACUUUAUUGCGAACAUCGCUUCAGCACUUGAAAUACAAUAAGAAAUCCCAUUACCACCACCACCCUGGUAAUUAUCAUCAUCAUCACUACCACCACCACCACCACGACCAUCGUCAAAUAACACAUUAUGGCCACAUCCACACACAGAAGGAAGCCUACCAUCAAAAUGACAUGGUACCGCCUGCACUAUUGGCUAACACAGAUUCUCUUCCUAACGAGCGUUGUGCUGACGAACCUGCCCACCACUGUUGCCAACUCUGACUGGAUCCAGAGUUGUAGCAACUGCCAUUGCCACUGGAAUUCGGGCAAAAAGACAGCAGAUUGCAAAAACCGACAGCUUUACACAAUACCCAAUGAUCUGAGUAACGAAUUGCAAGUCAUUGAUCUCUCCAAUAACAAGAUUCCCGAACUGAGAAGGGACGAAUUCAGCGAUGCAAAUCUUCAGAAUCUGCACAAGAUCUUCCUGAAGUACUGCACCAUACAAGAGCUAAACCGAGAUGCCCUCAAAGGUCUGACAAUAUUAAUUGAACUGGAUUUGUCGCAUAACUCCAUCAAGGAGCUGCAUGUGGGCACCUUCAAUGGCCUGGUUAAGUUGCGCAACUUGGUCAUGAACAACAAUCAAAUCGAAGCCUUGGACAAUCAUCUGUUUGUGGACCUGCCUUUCCUCUCGCGCGUGGAAUUUAAAAACAACAAACUUAAGCGCAUAGACAUUCAUGCCUUUGGACAAUUGCCAGUUUUAUCGGCCGUCUAUUUGGAGAACAACGAACUGACCGUUUUGAGAAGAGAAACAUUUCAACGGACUCCAAAAUUGGUGCACCUUUCCUUGGCCUCAAAUCCAUGGAAUUGUACAUGUGAGCUGCAGGAAUUCCGAGAUUUCGCCUUGGCCAAUCGACUGUAUACUCCUCCCACGGAUUGCAAUGAACCGCAACAUUUGAAGGGGAAACUCUGGAAUGAAAUUCCUUCGGAAAACUUUGCCUGCAAACCACGGAUAUUGGGUUCUGAAAGCUCCUACGUCGAUGUCCAUUCGGAUAACAUAACAUUACCAUGCCGCAUUGAGGGUUCACCCAGACCAAAUGUGACAUGGCUCUACAACAAGAGACCCAUCAAUCCCAACGAUGCCCGUUUUAAAAUUCUCAACUCCGUUGAACAACAUCGUGCCGAAAGUCCGAACACUUUGAAUUCAGAGCUGCGCAUCAUUGGUGUCCGACCCACCGACAAAGGCUCCUACACCUGCAUUGCAGACAAUCGGGGCGGCAAAGCAGAAGCUGAAUUCCAGCUAAUUAUAAACGGUGACUACUACAGUCCCCUCAAUGGUUCGGGCAAGAAUCGAGUCCACGGCCUCAGCACGUCCACCUCUGAAACGGAGCCCAAUAUUUUACUCAUCAUUGGAUUGAUUGCCACCACACUCUUGCUGCUGCUUGUCGUCAUAAUUCUCGUCAUAUGCUGGUAUUGUCGUCGCUCCAAAACCUAUCAAAAGGAUACAACGAUGAUGAGCGAGAAUGGCUUAAUCUCCUCGAAAAUGGAUAAAACACACAAUUCAAUGCUCGAAGGUUCGGUCAUCAUGGAAAUGCAAAAAAGCCUACUAACAGAAGUUAAUCCCGUCGAAAAACCGCCACGGCGCACAGAGCUGGAGAAUAUGGAUGGGGUGGGCAAUGGCAAUGGCGGCGAUGAUGGUCACGAGAUUAAGAAGACUCUGUUGGAUGAAACGCAAUUUGGAAAUCUUCAUCAUCGUGAUGAUGAAACUCAUUCGGUGACCACAUCGGACAAUACAGUGCCUCGUACACGCCACACCUACAUGGACGACACAUAUGUUACGACGCUGCCACCAGACUUGUUGGCUUUCCCAGCACGUGUCCCACCCACAUCGCCCUCCAUGCAAUCGUCACAGUCGAAUAUUCCCGAACAGGUUAUCUACGGCAUACGUUCACCGCCAAUGACCAGUCCCGUCUAUGCCCACAUGACACCCCAUGGCAUUUAUGGUACCACGACCAUAGCGGCAGCCACACCAAACGGUUUCAUGACCCUGCAACAUCCCAAAUCGCGCAAUUUAGCACUUAUUGCAGCUGCUAAUAGCAGGCAACAACAGUCACCGUUUGUCCCGGCACCCGUUGUUUACUCACCGGCGACCACUUCAGCGGUUGUUAUGAAACAGGGCUACAUGACAAUACCACGCAAACCACGAGUUCCAAGUUGGGCGCCAUCGUCAUCGGCUACCAAUUCGACACAAUUGAGUGAAUUUCAAUCGCCCACCUCACCGAAUCCCAGCGAAACUGGAACAGCAACAACGGCCGAAAUGAUAGUCGAACCUGUCUAUGACAAUUUGGGACUACGAACAACCGCUGGCGGUAGCUCAACUCUUAAUUUGAACAAGAGUCUAAUGCAGCAACAGGAACAGCCAGUGCGCUAUACAAUGCGGGAUCGACCAUUGCCGGCAACACCCAGUCUCACAUCGGUGAACUCCAAUCAAGCACAGCAACAGGCGAUUUACCAACAGCAACAACAACAACAACAGCAGCAACAACAACAACAGCAGCUGCAACAACAACAACAAACACCACAAAACAACAUGUCCAGCAAUAAUACAAGUAAAAUCUACGAACCCCUUCACGAAUUAGUUAAUCAACUACAUCAGCCAACAGCAACAACAACAACCUCGGACACGGAACCAUUAUAUGGCACAGCAAGACAUCAUUCCGCCAUAAUGCCCAACAACAGCAGCAGCAAUAGCAGCGCCAACACAACAACGACCACCACCACGAUCUCAAACAGCGGCAACAGCUCAGAACCGAAAUUAACCAAAAUACCACCCAGACCGCCACCAAAGCCGAAGAAGAAAAUGUCCGUGACAGCAUCACGCAAUGGCCAUGGUAGCACAAGUCAGCUAUUCGACGACGAGGGAGAGGACGGCACCGAGGUCUAGUGGAAUCUGGCCAAAUCCUCCACCCACCUGGUGUCGAUGGUGACAUUGACACGAAGGCCCUACCAAUUUCUCCUGUCCUCGUUUAUAUUUGCUGUUUUAGCUUUUAAAACGUAAUGCCUUCCACCAUGUCCUCGUGAAUGAAACACAACAACAGCAGCAACAACAACAAAACCAACAUCUAUGCAUACAAAUAGAAAGAAAUAAAACAAUAAUAACAGCAACAACACAAUAGUGACAUUAAAAGCAUACAAAAUGAACACUGUUUUGGACUCCACUCCUUCCUCUUAGCCGCUCUGCUGCUUAUAGCCAUCAUUUGAAUAUUCGCAAGUUUUUUCGUUGGUCCUUGUUUUGGUUUCCCAUUCUUUUGCAUAUUAUUAGGUGUUGUGGAAAUAUUAGCGGUAUUCACGCAUUACAAACGAUAUUUGCGUUUGAAUUUUUUGUCAUUAACGGAACAAGACCCACACCAACAAGCUGCUAAAGAAUCAGAGUUUAUGUUCGCAAAUUUGUUGUUUUUAAAAGAUUUGUGAUUUGUGCUCGUUAACAUGGAAGUUUUGUUUUAUCCUCAUGGUGGCAAUAGGUUUCACAAUACUAGAUCUGUGAAAAUGCAAAUUGAAAACUUUUCACAUCAUAGAAUUUCUGUGAUUUGAAGAAUUUUUAAUUGGGUUCGUGAAAUGUCAAAGCGUCAGCAAGUCAGUGCAAUACGUUAUAGGCUAAAUAUUGUCAGAUUUUAAUGAAUUAUGAUUUUAAUUUGCAUGAAAUUUGAAUUGUUUUAGAUUUUUUUAAUUUUAUUUAAUUUUGAAUCAAAUACCUGGUAUAGAACAGUGUUAGUAUUUUUAACAUCAAAAUACCAAAAAUUUUAUCAUGAGGUAUUUUGUCAUCUUCUUCAACAUUUGGAAAAUGAAAACCGUUUCUUUCAGUUUUUUGCCUUUUAUUUUAAAUAUUUAUUAUUUUAUUUGGAUUUUAAAUUAGUUUUUUUAUUUAUUUUACAAAAGAAUACUUUUUUCGUUAUCCAUUUUUAACCAAAAAUAUUUUAUUUUCCAUGAGAUAAUAACUUUUAAAGGACUCAAGAAUUUUAAAUUUAUUUUUAUGCAAAUAAUUUUAGUGAAAUUUUAAAUAUUUUUUUUAUAUAUUUUUGGAAAUAAAAAUAAACCUCCACUGGUAGAACAAAGAACAACGCCAUGUUUACGACAUUACAAUUUUUAUAAAUUGUAAAAUUCUAACUACAUUGAACUGUUUUAAAUUCCUAUCUGUAUCUAUUUUUUAUUUUAUAAUUAUUUGGUCAGUGCUUCGAUCAAAAACAGUUUUCACCAUUCAUCCUAAAAGUAUGCAACAGUAUCAAACAAAUUCAGGAUAUAAUAGUUUUAAAUGUGUUAUAAAGCACUUAUUUCCUAUAACAGUGAUUGGCAACUCAAUUGUUUUCCUAUAGAUCCCUUUUGACAUUCUUUUAAAAUGUUGUUGAAAUUUUUACAUCAUGGCCCCAUGCACUGUACUGCCAAAAUUCAAUAUUUCAUUCAUUAUUUUUUAUGAUCGUAUAUUAUAUUGAAACGUCAAAUUUUUUCCUUAUAAAAUCUACAUUUUUACCUGCAAGAACAUACUAGUAUGUAUUGUAAUUUCCUUCAAUAACAUAAAGGGCAAAUCGGCUAUCGUAGUAAAAACUUUUACAUUCUUGCAGUUCUGGAAAAGACCAAUAUUCAUUUACCAUUUUUAUGAUUAUUUUUAUUCAGAUCGUGAAAACGGCUUAAUUUCCAAAGUCAAAAUUAUUUUGACCCGAAUCUAUGCAUUUACAUUUUCAAACUUACAAUAACAAAUUUUAUACAUGCGCAUAGUAAUUAAAGAAUAUUUUUGAGAUACUUGAGUUAAAUUGAAGAAUAUUUUUGAAACAUAAAAUAAAUUUUCGUAAAUUAAAAUGAGAUUUGAGCGGUAUAAGAGGUCAUGGAAAGAGACAUUUUAUUAGAAGUUUUCCCAUUUGGGAAAAUGUUUCAAGGGCUAAGGGCUUAAAGUGUACACUUUGUUAACAAAAUAUUUAAGCAAAAAUCUCUGAUACGAUUUCGUUAUCAUGGGAUUAAAGCUCUUCCUGAUAAUGGUGCUGUUAUCGAGGUUUACACAUAAAUUGCUUUAAAAAAAUAUUAAUUUUAAAUGAUGGCUUAAGAGCAAACCUUUAUACCUCUUUAAUCUAGAAUGCAUCUAUUUUUUAAUCCAAAGUAUGCAUUUUACUUUUCCAUAAGGUUAUAUUUCUAAAGUGGAAAUUUGCGCUUUUACCAAAAUCGCCUUGUUGUCGAUUGAGUUCUUUCCAUCCUAUACAUAUUCCUACGGAAAGUUUUUUAAAAAUUAUUACUUCAAAAUGUAUGCCAACCAAAAUUUUCAUUUUUUCCGCUUCGUUGCGAUAACAAAUAUGGCUAAGCAGUAACAAAAAAAAAAAAAAAAAAACAUCAGCAGCAAUAAAACAAAGAAAACAUUUCUCAGAUUUAUGAUCUCUCGUGUUUUUUGUUAUAACCAAAAAAAAGCAACUCGCAAACAAAUUAUUACGUCGAUAGGAGUGUGGUGGUUGUCUGGUGUGUGCCAAAAUGACUGAUGUAGUUUUUCUUUUCUCUUAUUUUUUAUGAAUCGAAUUGAGUUUGUUUCUCGAACUCGAAACAAUGCAAACUUUAUUAACUCCCCAGUAGAUAUUAAGGGACGGAACAACUUUUGUAAUUACACCGAAACGAAACAAAAAAAGUUUAAAUUUAUCAACAUAACACACACAUACAUGCAUACAUACGUGCGUACAAUAACACAUUGUAUUACAUUAUUACCUUGCAAAUAACAUACAAUACAUACAAACAUAUUCUUAUGUUCGAAAGUAAAACCCAUUUAUUCUUCUUCUUUUUCUAGAUUUAAUAGAGUUAUAAUUAGAUUGUAAGAUAAUCUACUUUUAAUCUAGCUAGGAAUAUGUACAAAAACAAAUGUGACGACGCAACAAAACGACAAGGAACCUAGAAAUUAGAAGGAAUGCCAAGAUCGGAGAAGAAUGGCAUUGGCAUGUGUGAUGAUUAUGGCAUCAAUUGUAUUAUAGCGUUUAAAAUUUAUUAAUUAAGAACUAUUAUAAAUAUACAUAGUUAGUUAAGAGCAAAACAAAACAAAACAAAAGAUAACGGAAACCCACAUUUUUAAGUACCACACUUUAUUUAGCCAGAAUAUAAGAGACGUUUUUUUAUUUUAUUUUUAUUUCAUAGCAAAUAAGCUUUUAUUAAAUAAUUUCAUUUUUUAAUUUUCCAACGAAUGUUGACAAAACAAAAAAGAAAAAAACAACAACACAACACAUAAUAAAAUAAUGUAUCAAGUAAUGUAAAGCAAAGCAGAGCGAAAAGGAUCCCCGUAUCAAAUGAAAAUAUGGAAAAUAGUACCGAAACGAAUCGAAUAGUACCGAAACGAAAAAUAUGAUGUCAUAUAAUGUAUAAAAUAUAUUUAACGUUAGAUUAAAUUUAAUAUUUAUACCUUAAAAAGAAACACACAUACAAAAACUACAAUAUAGACCGACCGACAUACAUACAUACAAAUGCGGCAAUGCAGGUGGCUGUUGUAAAUAAAUACAUCCAAACCGUAAAUCAGCAGUAGCAGCCUAUUAAGCCGUACGUUCAUACAGUAGCUCAAAGUUAUAACAGAAUGUUGACAAAACAAAACGAAAAAAAGAUAACUGGUUUUAAAUCAUCAUCGUCAUCAUAACCUUAGAAUGUGUAUUGUGAUCAAUAAUAAUUAAUUAAUUAAUUAAAAUUGUUUUGUUUUGCAAAAUUAUAUCAACAACAUUAUUUAAGAAAAUUCUUCCAAUAUUUUAACGGGGAAAUUUUUUAUUUAUAACUGACUUUUUAUUUCAUAGUUCAUAGCAUUUCUUAUACAAAAAUAAAAACUAUUCGAAAAAAUUAAAAAAAUAAUAAUAAA
Messenger RNA from Musca domestica (house fly), 8644 nucleotides. RefSeq lists its product as uncharacterized. The transcript has 6 exons. The record is from RefSeq and is a predicted model, not a curated record. Gene Ontology annotation, molecular function: protein binding. The coding region runs from base 1937 to 4729 and encodes 930 amino acids. Lineage: Eukaryota; Metazoa; Arthropoda; Insecta; Diptera; Muscidae.